Messenger RNA from Vespula vulgaris, 13524 nucleotides. Its product is annotated as roundabout homolog 2-like. Bases 1303 to 5571 code for a protein of 1422 amino acids. Gene Ontology annotation, biological process: cell-cell adhesion; Roundabout signaling pathway; axon guidance. The transcript has 11 exons. Gene Ontology annotation, molecular function: protein binding; axon guidance receptor activity. The record is from RefSeq and is a predicted model, not a curated record. Gene Ontology annotation, cellular component: axon; plasma membrane. NCBI's taxonomy places the organism in Eukaryota, Metazoa, Arthropoda, Insecta, Hymenoptera, Vespidae.
UCGACCGUCGCGUCGCGAGGAUCGGUCGUUUUGUUUGUUCCGUGUUUCACGUUAACCUCCUAUUAUCCCUUUUGGCAGUUAUUUUCCUUUUUUCUUUUCCUGAUUCGACGACACGGUUCGAAACGUGUCUACGAUCGAUCACGUAUAUAAAGCGACUUACGGUUAACUUUUCUUAUGGAAAGUGAACGCUUUGCGUGUCGUUUAUAUUAGUAAUAAGUCGAGAGAAGACUGUAAUAAAGUUAUUUUGCGAGUUUGUGAACAUUUUCCUUCUCUCUCUCUCUCUCUCUCUCUCUUUCUCUGUGAUCAGAAAGAGACUACGUGAAUGAUUACAAAUGUUGUAAACAGAGAAGAAAAAAAUAUAAGCAUUUUACGUUAGAGUGUUGUUAUGUUGUUAUAGUUCGAAUAGGAAAGACGCAAAGACGUGUAUGAAAAAGAUUGAUCGACUACGACAACGAAGAACGACGACGACACAACGCAACAACAAAUCCUCGGUAUUUCUCGGUAAAAAUCGCGAUCGAUCGGAUAACGUCGUAACGAACGUUCCUCGUUUUUUUUUUUUUUUUCGAGGAUGCCGAGUGUAACGUACCGUCGCGAAAGCCGGCGAAACAGAUCGAUCGGAUUAUGAGCCGUCCAAAAAUUCUGGACUCAAAAGAUAACGAUGGAAAUCCCGUUAAUCGACCGAUCGAAGCGGUCGAUCGUUUUACGUCGUAGGAGUGUACAUUGUCCUACGCGUUGGUAGAAGAGAAAGAAGAAAGAAAAGAAGAUAGAAGAGUAGUUACGAAGGACGAAAAGGCUCGCUCGACGUCUACCGCUAGUUCCUUGACCCUUUCGUUCUUUCUUCGUAUUACACGGGAAGAAGAAGAAGAAGAAGAAGAAGAAGAAGUAUAGAAAGGGAGAAAGAGAUAAAAGAGUGUUCGCGAAAGUUUGUUCCUCUUAUUUUUUUUUUUUUUUAAUUUUUUUUUUUUAUUGGUUUCGAACUGUCGUGUACCUUGUGCUUUUUUUGUUGACCUUCAAUUUAGAAUUUUGUGGUGCGAUCUGUGAGAUUGUUUAUUAUCAUCAGUAUCAUUAUUACUAUUAUUAUUAUUAUUAUUAUUAUUAUUAUUAUUAUUAUUAUUAUUAUUAUUAUUAAUAUUAUUGGUUCCUUUUUUCUUUUUUUUUUUUUUCUUUCUUUCUUUGUUACUCUCUCGACGAUAAUGUGCGUAUGAUAUCGAGCGUCGAGCUUACAUCUGGAAAUUAUUAUUUGUUGGAAAGACGUGAACGUCGUCGUCACCAAUAAAAAGACCCUAUUGGAUACCAUCGAAGAUGCCGUGCGUCGGGACGACGACGCCGUUCCUCAUCCUCACGAUAUUCGCUCUAACAGCGAAAGGGCAACUACGAUCGCCACGGAUAACGGAACAUCCAUCGGACAUAAUCGUGGCAAAGCACGAGCCGGUGACGUUGAACUGCAAGGCCGAGGGUAAACCGGAUCCCGUGAUAGAAUGGUAUAAGGAUGGCGAGCUCGUGCAGACGUCACCAGGGGACGCCAAGUCCCACCGGGUGAUUCUUCCCACGGGAUCCCUCUUCUUUCUUCGAGUUAUGAACGGGAAGAAGGAACAGGACGGUGGUGUUUAUUGGUGCGUCGCAAGGAAUCAGGCUGGCUCGGUACCUAGCAGAAAUGCCACCCUCACUGUAGCUGUACUACGAGACGAGUUUCGGACAGAACCACAGAACACAAGGGUGGCUGCUGGAGAAACCGCCAUGCUAGAAUGCGGACCACCCAGAGGUCAUCCGGAACCAACCCUCCAUUGGAAGCGGAACGGUCACGUUAUAGACUUGGAAAGCAACAAACGAAUUACUCUUGUCGACGGUGGAAACUUGUUGAUCUCCGACGUAAGGCAGACGGAUCAAGGAAAGUAUCAAUGCAUUGCCGAAAACAUGGUCGGAGUUAAGGAAUCAGCGAUUGCGUCGCUCACUGUAUAUGUGAAACCAUACUUCAGCGCCAUACCAAGCAACCAAACUAUUCUGACGGAUCAAACCGCAGAAUUUGCUUGUCGAGUGGGUGGCGAUCCACAACCAGAUAUCUUAUGGCGUCGUAACGAUGGAAAGAUGCCGAUUGGCCGAGCUCACAUUUUGGAUGACAAAAGUUUGCGCAUCGAGAGGGUAAUACCCGAGGAUCAGGGAACGUAUAUAUGCGACGCGGAGAACGAAGUCGGCGCUAUUUCGGCGAGUGCGGUACUCACCGUUCAUUCGAAGCCGGUGUUCGUGAACUUUCCGAAAGACGAAACGGUUAGUACCGGAUCGGAUGUAUCUUUUUCGUGUUCCGCUCGUGGUUCUCCGAAGCCAUCGAUAUUUUGGACCCGUGAGGGCUCUCAGGAGCUGAUGUUUCCGGGAAACACUUAUCAGAGUAGAUACACGGUCACUCAGGACGAAAGUUUGCGCAUAAAAGGUGUGAUAAGGAAAGACGAGGGCCAUUACGUGUGCAGUGCCAUAAGCCAAGCUGGUGCAAGUACGGCGACUGUCUUCCUUCAGGUGAUGUCUGCCGAAGACAUACCACCUCCGAUAAUCGAGUUGGGCCCAGCAAAUCAAACGCUUCCUGUCAAAAGCGUUGCUACGUUACCUUGUCGUGCUGUUGGUACUCCAACCCCAAAGGUACACUGGCACAAGGACGGUGUUCUCAUCCAACUAGGAAAUCGUAUCACAAUGGCUAACAAUGGAACUUUAUUCAUCGAUGACCUUCAAAUGAGUGACUCCGGAUUAUAUACGUGUAUUGCGAGCUCAGAAUCCGGUAACACAUCUUGGUCUGCCACAUUGACGGUCAGCACGACGACGACCUUUCACAGAACUCCGGAAAUAUCGGCAUUGCCCCAGAGCCCGAGCAAACCUAGAAUCAUAAACGCUACUAGUAACUCGGUUACUCUGACGUGGAGUCCUGGCAACGAGGGCCAAAGCAAAAUCAUUGGUUAUAACAUCGAGUAUUUCAGUAGCAAUCUGAAUACUGGUUGGGUCGUUGCAGCUACCGGUGUCAUCGACGAUACCUACACCGUAACGGAUUUAAAGCCCGACACCAACUAUGUGUUCCUCGUGCGUGCCGAGAAUAGUCACGGCUUGUCGCUUCCUGGACCGUUGUCCGAUGUCGCUCACACGAGCAGCCUUGAUCAACGGACGGUACCACAGAUAGAAUUGAUUCGCGCGAGGGAUCGGCUUAACAGCGAAAUACUGCACUUGAAGGAAGUCCAACCGUUGAGCAGUACCAGCGUUAAAAUUAUGUGGGACAUACUUGGUGCAGCUGAUUUAGUCGAGGGUCUUUAUAUACGAUACCGUGAGCUCACCGAGAAGCCAGAAUAUCGUAUGGUAACUGUAUUCAACGCCGGUGCAACUAGUUACGUUCUAACCAAUUUGGAGAAGUACACGAGGUACGAGUUCUUCCUCGUGCCAUUCUACAAAACUAUAGAAGGGAGACCUAGCAAUGUAAAAUUGACUACAACUUUGGAGGAUAUACCGUCUAGUGCGCCGGAAAACGUUCACGUCGGUAUGAUCAAUAUGACUUCGGCGUUUGUACGAUGGUCACCGCCACCGAAAAAUGCACAGAAUGGACAAUUGAUAGGAUACAAAAUUCAAAUAAAGAGCAACAGCAGCAAUAAGAUCUUGGGUCAAAUGUCACUAAACGCUUCUACCACAUCAGUCGUGAUCAACAGUCUCUCGAUGGGUGGACUUUACACAGCACGCGUAGCUGGCUUAACGCGCAUUGGAUUAGGUCCUUUCUCCAAUCCGACUCUCCUGAACAUGGAUCCAGGUCAAUUGACGCAACUUCCACCUCGAACAGAUCCGAGUCACGGCAGCGUCUCCAUCGUACGAGAAACUUGGUUCCUGAUACUCGUAAUUACGAUGGUCUUCACAGUCGUGGCUGCUCUCUUGGGUGCUCUUUAUGUGAGACGCAGACAGGCGAUGAGCAAACAAUUAGGUCAUUUAAACGUUCCGGUGAGUACGGCAAAUGACAUAUGUCAGCUGAAUAAGGACACUUUGUGGUUGGAACGUGGCUGGAGACCGUCGAACACUCUUCAGGGUCCCACCGAUAAGGAGUGCGAAACCAAGUUGUUAAAUAAUCAGCAGAUGCUUGCCCCGGGGAUUGUCAGCAUGUCUGGAUCGGAGUACGCCGAGGUCAACUUAACCACGUUUUACAAUUCGAGAAAACAAUUGCAAGCACCACCCGAACCGUACGCUACUACCACGUUGUGCGUUGGCAGUCGAAGUCCGGACUCGAUGGAAACCAGCGGACAGAAAUCAAAUUCUAGCGAUUCCUGCAUGAAACCUGACUACUCCAGUUUGGAUUCGAAUCAAGAACACAACAAAUCGACGAUGUCACCCAGCAGCGACAACACUAGCAGCGUGUAUACCGAUGAGAACGCGGAUAUACAAAGAAGACCACAGUAUAAAAUACCCAUAUCAAACAAUCCCCAAAGUGCUGUAAGCACAAGCGGCACGGCAAUGCCCAACUGGUGCGACAUGAUGCCACCUCCGCCGGAACACCCACCGCCUUCGGGAACGUUAUUGUCCGGAAGAAUGCAGCAACAACAGCAACAGCAACAGCAACAACAACAACAACAACAGUCGCAACAACAACAGCAGCAACACCAUCAACAGCAAGUUUCGUUCAGUCCUCACUUAGGCAAGAGGAACAUACAGAAUGACUUGGACGGUUCUGGAUCGUGCAAUUCGCAGAGUCCACCAACACCACCUAUCAGAGCAGGCAACAGUUUCAGUUCCUCACCGACACCUUGGACUGGACAACCUCCGCACGACAUGGCUGCUUACGCGAACAUGCAACAAAGUGGUAGAUACACCACGCUUCCACCGCAAACUAAUCCACCCCCGGUACCCUGUUUCCCUCAAGGCUUCAAUCACUACGAUUACAAAACUCAAGAGAACGAGUACGAAAGUGGCUCUGUGAUUUACGGCCAUCACAAUGGCCUUCCCGACAACUAUAGAAAUCACGACAACGCUUUCAGCCGUAUAAACCACGCGAAUCCUCAUAUAGAACAUUCGGUCGCCAUGAGCGACGAUAUUUACAGACGCAACGAUGCGAUAUUCCGUGGUGAAGAUCUCUAUCAGCAGGACAAUGACGAAUGGGAUAGAAAAUCCUGUGACUCCAACACCCACUCGGACAUGUGUUGCUCCUGCUCCGAGUCUAGCUGUCUCUAUGCAGAUACGAUCGAGUAUAACAAUCAAUUCGCGCAAUCCGGAUGUGUUCACAGUAGAAGCGACUCAAGAAGUAGGGACAACAAGAGCCCACGUAGGAGAAACAACAGAGCUUCAUCUCCUGCUUACAGCAGCGACAGUAAUUACUCUUGUAUUCCACAAAGGCAAUGUGGAAGCAUCGGCUCGCAGGAGAGAUCGAGGCAUAAUCGUUGCAAAGACAAAGUGCCUAGCUUCUCCAGGACAGGUAGUUAUCCCCAGCACAGUUCUUCAGCAUCCAAUACGAUGAGCAGCUCCGGAAGUCAGAGAUACAAUAAACUCAACAGUCUCCUCGCGAGUGCAAAUAAUCCAACGGGAGUCUCGGAAUCUAGUCGCCCUUGCGAUCAUCGCGACAGCUAAGUACGAAAGAUAGGAAGAAAGAAAAGCUAUAAAAGUGAGCCUUGACCAACGAGCGAUUGUGGUCGAAGGGACAUUUUGUCUGGCACGUAUCAAAAGUGUGAAGACUCGUGAACGAACGAACGAAUGAACGAACGAAUAAACGAACGAACGAACGAACGAACGAAGGGACGUUUCGUUUAAAAGAGAAAAAAGAAAUGGAAAAAGUAAUAAUAAAUAAAAAGAUAUAGGAAACGAUCUUACCGACGGAGCGUUUCAAAAGGAAAGAACAAAAUGUGGAAGAAGAAAAAAAACACAAAACAAAAAAAAACAAAACAAAAAGAACAAAAGAAAAUUGAACUUGUGAUGUACAUUAUCGUGUUGGUUAUCAGUAAUAAGAUGAGAAAGGGGAGGAGGGCUUUCAAAUCUAAAUUACUUGUACAAAGUCCAAGAAUUUAUGGCUUUUCUCUUUGAGAGGAGAAAGAGAAAGACCAACGAAAACAAGACGCGGAUCGAUGACGAUAAUGCAUUUAUUAAGUAUCCUAAUUCGUUUGUCGUGUAUUUUAAGGCAUUUCAUUAGAAAGAUCUUCCCAUCCAAUCGAUGAAAGGGGAAGAUAAGCGAGAGAAGACAAUGUGUAAAAGAGAGAAGAAGAAGAAGAAGAAGAAGAAGAAGGAGAAGAGGAAGAGAAGAAAAACAAAAGACAAUGGUGGAGCGAGGCCAACUUCCGAGCAAUAUAUAAAUAGUAAAGUUUUUCUCGAUACGGCCGCUAUUUGCAGGCUGGGAACGUGAGAGUAAUCGACAAUCGGUCCGCUCGAGUUCGAGGAUAGUAGUAUAGCUGAUAAACGAAUGGUGAACGGCUCAUUUGAGUUUUCGCUAGUUCUCAGCUCUGUAGAGUAUCUCGAAAAUACGGAGAGAAAACUUUUCGAAAGAGUUCAAUGAGAGUUCCACGUCGAAUCACGCCGAUCUUUACCAAGCAAACCACGCUCUUAACUACGCUCUUAAACGCAAGGUAAAAGCGUUUAAAAGAAACACCAUUUUGAGUUAAAAAGUAUUCUAGAAAAUCUAAUGAGGCUCUCUUGGUCUAUCUACCGAGUAAUUUCGUUAAGAUUAUCCAAAAUGGCCGAACUCGAGCUGGCGCGAAAUUCAAAUACUUGAUGUUUACGUUGUCCGGUCGGAUGAAAGUGGUAGUACGAUUAUCAUACGAUUAUUAUUAUUAUUAUUAUUAUUAAUAUUAAUAUUAAUAUUAUUAUUAUUUUUUAUUAUUAUUUUUUUUAUUUUUAUUAUUACUAUUAUUACUAUUAUUAUUAUUAUUAUUGUCAUCAUCAUCAUCAUUAUCAUUAUCUCAUUAUUAUUAUUAUUAUUAUUAUUAUUAUUAUUAUUAUUAUCAUUAUUAUUAUUAUUAUUAUCAUUAUUAUUAUUAUUAUUAUAAAAAAUUUACAUACGAGAAAAUGUUCCAAGCGCGUCUUACGUUCUAAUACGAUAUUCUCGUACGAAGAAAGAUUUUUUAAUAGAUCGAUAAAGUAAGACGUGGCACUUAUUUUCGAGAGCUUGUACAUUCUUGCCACGACAAAUAACGAAUACAUAUUAUUUUGGAUAUGAUGUUCCUAAAGUCAUAAGGGGAUUUAAAAAAGAAAAGAAAGAAAGAAAGAGAAGAAAAAGGAGAAGAAAAAGAAUUUGAAAAAUCUUUAUCUUACUAAGGAAAACGGAAUAUUUCCGCGGUGGUGUAUUAAUUAAUGAAUUAAUUGAUAAUUCUUCCAAGAGAGCGAUACGACUCGCGCUCGCGCGCGUGCACGCACACGCAUACGCAUAUGCAUACUUAUAUGCAUAUGUAUAAACAUAAAACAUAUACAUAAACACAUACACAUACGUACCAAUAUAUGCAAACACGAAAACGGACUGUUUAAGCACGCAAAAGAAGAGAAAGUGACGACUAUUUGUUUAUUAGGCACUUCUAUGCACGAAACGAAAAACAUGUCUGACGAACGAAUGACAAACGAUUCGACUGACUAAAUAACGCUAUAUAAUAUAUAUAUAUAUAUACAAUAUAAAUAAAUAAAUAAAUAUAUAUAUAUAUAUAGUAUCGGAAUAGUAACGAAAAUGUAAGAUGUAAGUAUUAUCAUAUCAAACUUUUGUAUACACUGUACAAAGCUCUUUAAAAACGAGAUUUAGUCAUUAGUUUUUAAUUUACGACACGUCAUUAAUUUAUACCUGUAUACAUCGUAGUUGUUAAGGGAUACCAGGGAUCUUAAAUAAUCAUAUACAUAUAACGCUAUGAAACCUGCAUACACGAAGAAUGAACAUGAGUCCGAUGACAGAUGAUAAAGUGAUAGGGGACGAAUGUCUUUAAAAGAAACGAAAUAGUGCGACGAACAAUGAAUCGUUGGAAGUGUACCUGCGUUUUAAAGAAAAAAGAGAAAAAGGAAAGAAAAAAAAAAAACAGAAAAAAAUGAUGAAAGAAAGAAAGAAAGAAAGAAAGAAAGUGAAUUGCAUUUUGCGUACCUCGCAUUUUACUCGCUGGACACUCCCUUUUCAAAGUUUUCCAAUCGGCCGACUUGAUGAUUCACUAUAUCAAAAUAAAGAGGAAUAUUUCAUUUUUCUUUUUUUCAUGUGUAGAUGGAAAAAUGUAGAUCUUCGUGCGGGCAUAUCUGUUUUUAUGAAAUUUUAUUCCACGAAGACUGAACAUCAUCGAGUUAUGGGAGACAGUGCGAGAUUAAUAUAAUAUUAUUUCUUGUUUCUUUUUUCUUACAAACCACCGAAACGUAAUUUUGUCGAAUGUAAGGAAAAAAAAAAAAGAAAAAAAAGGGGGAAAAGAAAAAAUCACCUUGUCACCUUUCGUAAGCCCUUCCAUCGUCAUUAUCAUCAUCUACAUCAUCAUUAUCAUCAUCAACGUUAAAACGUAUAUUUUAAACCGUUCUAAUUAACCGGAAAUUUAAUGAAAUCUGAAAGGAUGUGUGUUGUUCUAGAUAAGAAUCGAAAAAAUAAAUAAAUAAAUAAAUAAAUAAAAGUAAAUAAAUAAAUAAAUCUCGCGAUUAACUAGGAUUUAAUGCGAUCUUCGUAUAGGAAUACUGGAUUACGAUUAGAUAAUACGAAGCGCCAUAAUGAAUUACUGUCACAUGGAAAAUACCGCUACGUAUGAACUUCACUACGAUAGGAAAAAAAGAAAAAACGAAGAAGAUAAGGAAGAAAAGAAAAAGGAUGAAAAAGAAGGAAGGAAGGAAGGAAAGAAAGAAAGAAAGAAAGAAAGAAAGAAAAAGCUAUCAACGAAAUUGUGUGGUAUCCGUGCGAACAAAUAGGAAAGAAAGAAGAAAGAAAAUAGAAAAAGGAAGAACAGGAAGAAUCGAAAAGAAAAAUCGUUCAAUAAAGUCGCGUUAACGUAACGAGUUGAAUCUGUUAAUUCGGUAAGCCGAGAGUCUAGAGGGAAGAAAAAAAUAAAACUCCCAGUAGUGAUUAACGAUAUGAUAUAAACUUAGACGUUAGUUUAGUGACAUAAGCGGGGUUACCGAAUUUCGUUCGAUCGAUGAGAAAAAAAGAGGAAAAAAAAAGAAGAAAAAAUAGAAAAGAAAAAGAAACGAAUAUCGAAGUCGUCGAAAUUAACAAAAUUACAUCUACGUACACACGUCUACGUGUGAUUUUCUUUUUUCUUUUUUUCUCUUCCUAUUUUUCUUCGACGGAUCUAACGAAUUCGGGCUUCAAUAAAAAUAAUAAGCCUGCCUGUGUGUGUAUAUAUAUGUGUUAAUAAGGGCACGUUUACGCUGGUAGCACAUGUGCGCUCGCGAAUCUUUCGACCUGUCGCUCGUAAAACGAUUUUCAACGGGGCAAGGAAUGAAAAGAUAAGAAAGGGAAAAAAAGGCAAAAGAAAAGAAAAGAAAAGAAAAGAAAAAGAAAAGAAAAAGAAAGAAAGAAAUCAAAAAGAAGAAGAGGAGCAAGAAGGAGUUAUAUAGACAGACGGAUGAUCACGGUUCGCCGGUUCGAACCUGAUCCUCAAAAAUCGUCUCGAAAGAUCAAGAUUUGCUUUUUUGUUUUUUUCUCUUUCUUUCUUUCUUUCUUUCUUUUCUUUUCCUUUCUUUUUUGUGUUCUUUUUUUUUUUGUUUUUUUCUUUUAUCGACACGUCGCGAAAAUUUGCGCGCGAGCUUGUGCGAUCGUGCGCUCAUGUCCCAGUUGAAGAUUCAUUGAAGUCCAUCCAAAGGCGAGAUACGGAUUUAAAAUAAACAAAAAAGCGCGAAAAAGGAGAAGAUGAGAAAAACGAUUUUUCCACAUUUAAGGCACGUUCUUCUUCGUAACGAAAAAAAAGAAAAAAAAAAGAACGGGACACGGUAUAUCUAUGUACAGCGAGAAUUGUGUAUAUUGCAGGCACGCGCUAAUCUUUUUCUUUUUCUUUUUUCAUUUUCUUUUUUUUCUAUUCCCAGUAUCUCCCGACAAGCAUGCUUUACAAUAUGAAACAAGGAAAGAAUAAUAAUGAUGGUAAUAAAAAAGAAAAAAAAACAAAGGGGGAUUAUUUUAGACUGAUAUUUACCUAAAGGGACGACUGACUUGCAUUUUCUGUUUUUUUUUUUUUUCUUUUUUCUUUGCGAGAUUCUCAUUAAAAGGAUAUUUCUUAUUUAGUCGAGGAUUCGAUUUUUCUUUCUUUUUUUUUUAUAUCAAAUUAUUUUUUAUCCUUACAAAUCGCGUUCACGUCGAGAUUUUCUUCCCCUUUUUCUUUUUUUUUUCUCAUUUCCUAACACGCACAUGAUAUACGUUUUCUUUUAGAUUAUUAUUAUCGGCGACAAAGUACGGUAAUAAUUUUAUUGAAAUUUUCUUUCAACGACGAUUAACUUUUCUUUUUUUUUUUUUUUUUCUUUGACACGAUUAUAAUACCUUAUGCAAACGUUACACCGACAUGAACGCUGAGCGAAAAGAUACGCGUUAAAAAAUUCGAUAAAAUCAAGAAUUCCGGACGUAAUUAAACGCAAUAUUGUGAUGAGAAAGAAAAAGAAAAGAGAAGGAAAAAAAGAAGAAAGGAAAGAACACGGUUAUUAUUUUUACGAUCCCUCGUCCUCGUAACGGCGGUAUUUUAAUGAAAUUAGAAUAAUGGAAAAUAGUUCACGGGAUAUGUUUGAAGGAAAAUAAAAACAAAACUCGCGUAAUUAUUUGUAAUAGCUUUUAAAAGUAUACAAUGUAUGUACGAACAAACGAAAAUACACGAUUACACGUGUGUAUUUAUCUAUCUCUUUCUUUCUCAUUUCUUUCUCUCUCUCUCUCUCUCUCUCAAUCUCUCUCGUUCGUUCGGAUACUCACUUUCUUCUUAAAAGAAAGAUUAAAAAAAAAAAAAAAGAAAAAGAAAAAUAAAUAAAUAAAAUAGAGAGACAGUCGGUUACAAAGGAAAAAGAAAAAAAAAAUUCGUAGCCAUUACAAAAAAGAAUUGUAUAAUCCACAUUUAUUAAAAAAAAAAAAAAAAAGAGAAAAAAGAAAGAUAAAAUAGAAACGUCCAGCCAAAACUUCUUCGUCGCCGUUGCAAAAUGUUCUUGUAACUUUGACCCGUGAGACGUGAAGACCAUCCUCGCAUAAUUAUUAUCUUAAUUUUUUUUUUUUUGUUUUAUUCUUUCAUAUAUCGCUUUUGCUCUCUUGGUCGUACCUUUUUUUUUUGUUUUCUUUUUUUUUCUCUAUCUUAUUCUCUUUAUUCUUCUAUAAUCCUCGAUUAUCUUAUCAAGGCAUCGUCCCUGUUAUAAAUGGACCGAACGAAAUUCGUAUUCGACGUUUAAAGUUCAUAGGACUUUUGUAACGCGAGAAAUGGAAUAUAGUAAAGUAAGCUAAACCAUUAAAAACGUAGUAAUACCGUAGAGGAAGAAGAAGAAAAAAAAAGAGAAGAAAAGAAAAGUAAUUCAUAUCAUUAAUAUCGUAGAAACGGAAGAAGUUCUACGUUCGUUGAAUUUUUCGAAACCAGACAUAACUUGCGAUGCUAUUAUUAUUAUACUUAAGUUUUGUCUAUCGAUUAAGUUUUGCGAUUAAACGACGAAUGUAAAUAAAUGCUGAUUAGUAGAAUCCUCGUUGUAGCAGACUUUUUAAAAAAGAAAUGGAGAAAAAGGAAAGAAAAAAAAAGAAAGAAAGAAUGAAAGAAAGAAAAAAAGAAAAAAGAGAGGAGUUACGAACAAACUGCAUAACGAAACGAGAAAAAUAUUGUACGGCAAGUAUCGUCGUGUCGUCGUCGUCGUCGUCGUCGUCGUCGUCACGAUUAAAAUGUACGAUAAUUAACCUACUUCUACGAUUCAUUUUGCGAAUGAAUUUGAACGUAUUUAUGCGCAUACACGUAUACAUUUAUAACAGAAUUUUGUUAUUAACGUUAAUUCAUUCGUCGCUUUUGAUUUAACGGUACUAAUAAUACACGUCAGAGAUUUACUUAGAUGAUCGUCUAACGGUAAAAAUAAUAAUAACAUAAAAAAAAAUAGAAGAAAGAAUAAAGCGCGAGAAACGAGAUAAUAAUGGAAGGAGAGCAGGGACGAAAUUAAAAUGUUUUUUUUUUUUUUUUUUAUAUCCUUCUACAUUAUUAUGCGUAUAUAUAUGUUUCAAAUCGUCGCUACUACCACUACUACUACUACUCUACUACUACUACUACUACUACUACUGCAAUGAAGACUUUAUAUAACGAUGCAUGACGAUUUAUUUAUUAAUCUGCAUUCUUUCUUUUUAUUUUUCUUUUGUAAAUAACAUCAUCAAAAAGGAGGAAGCGAAAGUUUCUAAACUCGCAACAAUAAUUGUAUUUAUUAUAAAAUUAUCGACGUUUGUUAAUUUUACGAGACUGAACGAAGAAACAAAUCGUGUAUUUCGAUAGAGAAAAAAUAAAAAGAAAAGAAAAAAUGAAAUGAAAUGAAAUGAAAUAAAAUAAAAUGAAAUAAAUGAAAAUCGAACAACAAACCGAUGCGUACGUAUGAAUGCACGAUUGUUGAGAUUUUUGAAAAAAUCGCUGUUAAGUGAGAUCAUUUAAAACAAAUGAUAAACGUAUAUCGUUUUAUAACAUACCGAUAAUACGAAAUAAAAAUUAAGAUUAAAGAUAAUUCAUUUUGCAGACUUUAAUUCUUAUUUUUCUUUUAUUUUUAGCGCUCUCAUUUAAACUUUGAUUAAUAUUACUUACAUUUAUUUACAUUUAGUAGAAAGUUUACAAUAUAAAACACGACUGAUUGAUUUCUAACCUUCAUAUUUAAAAGUAAAUUAUCGUGGAAGAGCUAAUAUCCUUGUAUAAUGCAAUGAUCCUGCACGAAUACGAUACGUUUGAAUAACGCACAAGGAAUACAGUGUGAUAUCUUUAUUAUUUAGACUACAAACGAAUUAUAAUAUAUCCUAUGUGACUUAUGUAUUUAAUUGACAAAAGCACAAUCAUCAGAAUUAUUAAUAUCAACGUUAUCUUCUCCGAGUCAACUACUCGAGUGUGAUGUAAUAUAUUAAUUAUCUUAUAGUUUUAUUACCAUCUUGAUAUAAUUUGCAAAACUGAUAUUUUCUUUCGAAUGAAUUAAUUACAUUUUUUUUACAAUUAGAUCGAGAGACUGUGUUGUAACGAAAAAAAAAAAAAAAGAAAAAGAAGCUUAACCUUGUACUUAAAACCGUUGUAACAAUCGGUAUGAAAAUUUAAACUUAAUUUUUAGCCUACUUGCAACAUAAAACUGUUUAUAAUACAAAUAUAUAAAAAUAAUUUUAUUCACAUAGAAUGAAUCGUAUAUACAAGUAUUUGUAUACUUACAUUUAUUUUCAUAUUUAAAAUGUCUUGUUACAUAUAAACUGCCACCGUUCUUAAUUUUUCUUUAAUAGAAAGAAAUUUGCAUAAUGGAUAAAGUAAAUGAGUCUAUGGCACAUUUUCGUAUAAUUAACCACAUCCACCCUUUCCACAACAACUGCGCUUGGGUGGCCUAUAGCCUCGAGAACUGUCUCCCAUUAAUGGAUUAUACCCUGUAAAGAUGUAUAUAAAGAAUUUGCACAUAGGCCUAGUAAAUAUAUGAAUUACCGAAAUA